This is a messenger RNA of Mycotypha africana, 1251 nucleotides long. RefSeq names its product acyl-CoA dehydrogenase/oxidase. The coding region runs from base 1 to 1251 and encodes 416 amino acids. Lineage: Eukaryota; Fungi; Mucoromycota; Mucoromycetes; Mucorales; Mycotyphaceae. The transcript has a single exon. Gene Ontology annotation, biological process: medium-chain fatty acid catabolic process; fatty acid beta-oxidation. Gene Ontology annotation, molecular function: medium-chain fatty acyl-CoA dehydrogenase activity; flavin adenine dinucleotide binding. The record is from RefSeq and is a predicted model, not a curated record. Gene Ontology annotation, cellular component: mitochondrion.
AUGUUGCGAUCACUUUCAAGAGUUUUACGUCGCCAAUACAGUAGCCAGCAAACUGCUAACGUGCCUCUAGGGAUGAGUUUCUGCCUGUCUGAGGAGCAAAAAUCCAUACAAGCAAUGACUCGUAAAUUUGCAAAAGAAGAAAUAAUACCGGUUGCUGCAGAAUAUGAUAAAACAGGCAAAUAUCCAAUUGACAUCAUCAGGAAAGCAUGGGAAUUGGGUCUUGUCAACACACAUAUUGAAGCUAAAUAUGGUGGAAUGGAACUGGGUGUAUUGGAUAGUGCGAUUAUCUCAGAAGAGCUUGCCUAUGGUUGUACUGGUAUUCAAACAGCUAUUGAAGCCAAUAAUUUAGCAGAAGCACCACUUAUUGUUGCAGGCAAUGAUUUUCAAAAGAAAAAAUAUUUGGGUAGAAUGACAGAAGAGCCGCUGGUUGCCUCUUACGGUGUUACAGAGCCUGGAGCUGGUUCCGAUGUGGCUGGAUUAUCAACCAAUGCCGUAAAAAAAGUGGAUGGAAGUUGGGUAUUGAACGGACAAAAGAUGUGGAUUACUAACGCUGGUCAUGCCAAUUGGUUCUUUGUUUUAGCAAGAACGGAUGCAAAUGCAAAUACUGGAAAAGCCUUCACCGGCUUUAUUGUAGAUGCAGAUGCCCCAGGCAUCACGUUGGGUCGUAAAGAAAUCAAUAUGGGGCAGCGUGCUUCUGAUACUCGUGGGGUAACGUUUGAGGAUGUGGUCGUUCCGGCUGAAAAUGUAUUAGGGUCUCAAGGUGAAGGCUUCAAAAUUGCCAUGAAUGCCUUUGAUAUUACAAGACCAUUGGUCGCAUCAGCUGCUGUUGGCUUAGCUAGGCGUGCUUUGGAAGAGGCCUUACAAUAUUCGUUAGAGCGUAAAACGAUGGGAAGGCCUAUCUUUAAUCACCAAGCGGUUUCCUUCAUGUUAGCAGAUAUGGCCAUCGGUAUCGAAAGCGCGCGUAUGAUGGUUUAUCGAUCGGCUUAUAUGAGGGAUCAAGGACAACGAAAUACUUGGUAUGCAAGCAUUGCAAAAGCCUUAGCCGGGGAUGUAGCCAAUAAAUGCGCUACAGAUGCAGUUCAAAUCUUUGGAGGUAACGGAUUUAAUACAGAAUACCCCGUCGAGAAGCUGAUGCGUGAUGCGAAGAUCUUCCAAAUAUACGAAGGUACAGCUCAAAUCCAACGGUUGAUUAUUUCUCGUGGGCUAGCUGAUACACUAAAAUCGGGUGUUGAUGCAAUUGGAGGAUUUUGA